GAAUGAGGUAACGUUAGAUGACUAGAUGCCGCCAAGAAGCCGUCGAGAAGCGAUUGCUCAUGUCCGAUUCAACAAUACAGCAGCUAAAUCUAAGCGGACACCACCAGCUUCAUAAUGGCCCUACCAAAGAUUGCCGUUUUAGACGACUACCAAAAGUUGUCCGAGAAGCCGUUUGAUAAGCUCCGGGCCGCCGGAUACGAGGUAACCGUCUUCACGGACACGCUCCUUCCUUACAACCACCCCGACACGCCCCAGGAUAUCAAGGAUGCCCUAGCUAGGCGUCUUGAGCCGUUCGGCAUCAUCUCGACGAUGCGGGAGCGCACGCCGUUCCCAGCAGAGCUCGUCGGCCGGCUGCCGAACCUCAAGCUGCUGCUAACAACGGGUAAGCGCAACGCGGCGCUCGACGUGAGGGCCCUCGCGGCGCGCGGGGUGCCCGUGAUCGGCACGGCCGCGCGGCCGGGGCACCGCGAGCCCGACAGCACGACGCAGCACUGCGUGGCGCUGAUCCUCGCGCUCGCGCGCAACGUGCCGCAGGACGACGCGGUGGUCAAGGCCGGCGGGUGGCAGACGACGGCGGCGACGGGGCUCGCGGGCAAGACGCUGGGCGUCGUCGGGCUCGGGCGCCUCGGCGCCUCGGUCGCGCGCAUCAUGCACCUCGCUUUCGGCAUGCGUGUCGUCGCGUGGAGCCCGAACCUGACGCAGGAGAGGGCGGACGAGAGGGCACAGGCGGUCGGCCUGCCGGUCGAGGGCGCUGACGGCAAGACGUUUGCGACGGUGGGCCGCGACGCGCUAUUCGCGACGGCCGACGUGGUGACAGUGCAGCUCGUGCUGUCGGAGCGGUCGCGCGGGCUGAUCACGGCAGCAGACCUGGGGCGGCUCAAGCCCUCGGCACUGUUCGUGAACACGGCGCGCGGGCCGCUCGUGGUGGAGGCAGACCUGCUCGACGUGGCAAGGCGCGGUGCGAUCCGCGGCGUGGCGCUCGACGUAUUCGAGAUCGAGCCCCUGCCGCGCGACAGCGAGUGGGUGACGACGCGGUGGGGUGAGCAGGGCCGCAGCCGCGUCGUCCUGUCACCGCACAUGGGGUACGUCGAGGGCGACACCAUCGCCUCAUGGUACGAGACGCACGUGGAAAACAUACUGCGCUGGGAGAAGGGCGAGGCGCUCGAGGCAGUGUUCGCGGACACGGGGUACUGAACGGAUGAGAGAGUAGCCGGGGUGAUACCAUAUAGCAUUGAUGUGCCCGGCGUAGAGAAUCGAUGCAGAGGCAGCGAUCGAGCAUCCGUGCGCAGAUGGCGUGUACGUACAGACAUGUGUCGGUUGUUAUUCUAGUUGUCUACCCGGCCCAUCGCCGACGACCUGGAGCAAGUUCACAGCCAGGAUCUGGUUCGUCUCCUCGGCUCAUCUCCCGUCCCGUCUCGGGCAUCAUGUACCUGGGCACACGCUUACGUGGCCGAUGAGUGGCCGA
Messenger RNA from Durotheca rogersii, 1465 nucleotides. Its product is annotated as D-isomer-specific 2-hydroxyacid dehydrogenase-like protein. Lineage: Eukaryota; Fungi; Ascomycota; Sordariomycetes; Xylariales; Xylariaceae. The record is from RefSeq and is a predicted model, not a curated record. Gene Ontology annotation, molecular function: NAD binding. The coding region runs from base 115 to 1194 and encodes 359 amino acids. The transcript is spliced from 3 exons.